AUGUUCAAAUGUACAUUCAAUGGGUGUGAUAAAAAAUUUAAAAGAAAGUUCCAUCUAACAAGACAUUACAAGAACCAUGAGAUGAAGAAUUACCAAUGUACCUGGCCAAAAUGUAAUAGAAAAUUCUUCAGAAAGGAUUUACUUCGGGUUCAUUUCAAUAGGCAUGAUGGUUUAUCCUUGUAUGAGAAAUCUUACUCAUAUAGCGAAAUAGAUAACCAGGCCGAUAUGGUAUUAUUUGACCGGAGAAGUAAUAAGAACUUUACUAACAAUUGUCUUAUCGUUCCGUUCUUUCCGCAUGCACAUAGUGCUACUAAGAAGAAGGAUACAUCGGACGAAGAUUUUUAUUCUUGGUUAUUUAACAAUGAUAUGGAAGAUCUUUAUGUGCAUAAACCUGCUGAUGAAUAUUUAGAAUUCGAGGACUUUUUCUAUGAACCGGAUUCUCUGGUACGAAAGAAUGUUUUCUGUGAUGAAAAUAUAAAAAAUAGGUUACUUUCAAGUUUUGAUAAAACCCAAGUUUUAGAGUCGUUAAGCUGUAAAGAUAUUGAACUUUCCUUAAGAAACUAUUGGAAUGAUUUUCACGAAGACUACCCCAUUCUUCAUAAAGCUACAUUUGAUUCUGAAAAGGCACCAACCCUUUUGUUACUACCUAUGGUAGUAACGGGUUUGGAGAUUGCAUCAAGAAAGGAAGUGAAUAAUGAGAAAGCAAGUAUAUUAAGAAAAAUAUCAGUAGAAAUAGCGAGACCCUUGCAUUGGCAAUUACACUCUAAUGAAUACGCCCAACCUCCAGCACUUCUAUAUAUCAUUCAAGCACUUCUAAUUCUUCUGGUUUUUGAGAUGCAUCAUUCGACCAGAGAGUUUCAUGAAAGAGCCCAUACCUAUCAUACUGUUACGUACCAUUUGAUACAAAGAACGCCUUUCAAUGUUUCAGGUUUAGUAUAUCAAAAUGAAAAAACAAAAAAUGGUAAUCUAUGGUAUAAGAGUGAUAUUUCUGGGGAAGAUCCAAUAGUGUUAAAUGAUUGGUAUGCUUGGGUACACUUUGAAUCUCUAAAAAGAGCAUUCUUUUUUGCUUUUUAUUUGGAUAGUACUUUUUCUUUAUUUGGUCACCAACUCUUGUUUCAAGCCGACAGAAUGUUUCUUGAUUUACCAUGUUCACGAAAAAAAUGGGAUGCUAAUGAUGCACGUCUGUCAUUAAAAUUAAAAGAUAACUCAAUAUCAUAUCUUUCGGCUUUAAAAAGUGCUAUUCAAGGGGAAACUUUUAAAAUUGGUGGAGAUGAAUUCAAUCUUAAGUUGAUCCUUUCAGGUAUUAUUAACACAGCAAACCAACUCAAUAAUUAUAUUUCUCGUGCCUCGUUUUUAUCAAGCCAACUAAAAAUUCAAGAAAAUUGGAAAGAUAAGAUCUCGUUAGCUAUAGAUAAAUGGAGAUUUGAUUUAUGCGGAGGAUACUCCCAGAAAUCCUUGUAUCAACUACGUUUUGAACACAUAUUUCAUCAUGCUUCUCAUUUCACUUUGUCUAUUAAUAUCUAUGAUCUUCUUUCCUAUAGUGGCGCACCAUGGUGUAUGUCAAUUAGCGAUCUUUCGAUGGGAUUUAAAAAUUCAGUAAGAACCAUUUCGGAUUGGGUGAGAUCACAACCUGCUAGACAAAUUGUUAUCCAUGCAUUAUUUUUCUUAUGGGAAACUUUAUUACCAGUGGACUUUAAUGACAAAGAUGUUCAGAAACUGAAUUUCAUUACAGAUAUUUCUUCUAUGGGUAGUUCUACUUUGUUAUUAUCGACGUUAAUAAUAUGGUCAUAUGCUUUUGCAUUGAAAGGCCCCGAGGCGAUCAGAAAUGAACCCAGGGAGUGUGAUGUCUCAGAAGAUGGACUUGAGUAUCUAUGUCGUAUCCGUAAAGAGCUUUUUGAGUUAUCAAAUAUCAAGCUAGAUAUUAAAUACCAAAAGUUGAACGGUAAAGAUUAUCAUAGUUUGGUAGAGAAACUUUCUUCGUCUCUUCUUUUACUCAAAAAUAUACAUCAUUCGGCAGGUCUAUGCUUAAUAGUUUCAAAGUUAUUGAGAACUUAUCCCUGGGAAAUGUGUAAAGAAAAUGCAAAUUUAGUAUAUCAUUUGUUCAAAAGAGCUUCCGGUUAUAAGGACAUUUUAUGCAGAGAAAUGUAUAACAUUGAAAGGCAAUAG
This is a messenger RNA of Debaryomyces tyrocola, 2166 nucleotides long. Lineage: Eukaryota; Fungi; Ascomycota; Pichiomycetes; Serinales; Debaryomycetaceae. The record is from the annotation of a GenBank genome assembly.